This is a messenger RNA of Scheffersomyces stipitis CBS 6054, 441 nucleotides long. It is a transcript of the gene MED9, whose product is annotated as Med9p. The record is from RefSeq and is a predicted model, not a curated record. Gene Ontology annotation, molecular function: transcription coregulator activity. NCBI's taxonomy places the organism in Eukaryota, Fungi, Ascomycota, Pichiomycetes, Serinales, Debaryomycetaceae. The coding region runs from base 1 to 441 and encodes 146 amino acids. Gene Ontology annotation, cellular component: mediator complex. The transcript has a single exon. Gene Ontology annotation, biological process: regulation of transcription by RNA polymerase II.
AUGUCUGAUGAGCAAAUGAAGUCGGUCUCUCCCGACGGAAUCAACUUGGAAGUGGCUCCAAAAGCUGAAGUUGAAAAGAUGGAUGUUGAUCAAGAAGAUGGUGCUGUUGCUGCUGACGACGAAGACGACGAUCCCAUAGAUAAAAUGAGGGAAAUGGAGAUUCUUCCUGAUUUGUUCAAUCUUCUCCACGACUUACAAAACGGCACGAUUCUGGCCAAAGACUUCGAUAACAACGCCGGUAGCUUGCGGUUGAAGUUGACGACUCUUCGUCAGUAUCUUCAGGAAGUUGAGGGCAUCAAUGAGCUGAUCAAGUCAAGAGAGGCAAAAAUCGAGAGCUUGCGAGUAAACAACGCAAAGAGGUACGAGUUCUUGUCCCGCUUCAAGGAACAAGUCCAAAAAAGGGAAAGGGAGGAUGCAGUUAACUUUGUGGUCCCAUCCUAG